AAAUAUGUUACUUUCUCUUCAUAUCAUAGAAAUAUUUCUUAUCCCCUCCAACGUGUAUUUUCUUCCUAUUUAAAGGAAGAAACUCAAUAUUGAGAGCUGCAAUGGCGAAAUUGGGUUUCGCAAUGUGCGUGAAAUCUUCAAUUCCACCGCAUCGCACUCCCUCCUCUUGCUUAAAUUCAGACAGCUGCGCCGCCAUAACAAGGCGAAAAACCUUAAUCUUCACUACUUCUUUCCUCGCAACAUAUUUGCAUUGGCAUCAAAAUCCAAAUCCAAAUCUCUCCACUUCUCCACCAGCCAUUGCUCAGGAAUUCGAUGAUGAUCUUGAUAAAGAAGAAACUCGAGUCGUUCAAAUUUUUCAGGAAACUUCAUCAUCUGUUGUAUACAUAAAGGACCUUGAGUUGGCUGAAAUUCCGAAGAGCAGUUCUGGUAAUAAUAUUGGUGAAGCUGAGGAUGAUAAUGCCAAAGUGGAAGGAACUGGUUCUGGUUUCAUUUGGGAUAAAUUUGGUCACAUUGUGACCAAUUAUCAUGUGGUCUCAAAAUUGGCAAAGGACACGAGUGGAUUACAACGUUAUGCUUGUGAGGAGCGUUGUUUGCGUUUGCCACUUCAGGUAUAUUUAGUGGAUUCUGGAGGCAAAAGCAUCACUAGAGAUGGCAAGAUAGUUGGCUUUGAUCCAGACUAUGACCUUGCUGUUCUUAAGGUUGAUGCAGUAGGGAACGAGUUAAAGCCGGUGAGGAUUAGCACGUCUGGCGAAUUACAAGUAGGGCAGAGCUGCUUUGCAAUCGGAAAUCCAUAUGGAUACGAGAACACUCUAACGACUGGGGUUAUAAGUGGAUUGGGCAGAGAGAUACCCUCCCCUAAUGGAAGAGCAAUUCGAGGAGCAAUCCAAACAGAUGCUGCUAUCAAUGCUGGAAAUUCAGGUGGACCUCUCAUCAAUUCAUAUGGUCAUGUUAUUGGAGUAAAUACAGCUACUUUCACUCGCAGAGGCAGUGGAAUGUCCUCCGGUGUGAACUUUGCAAUUCCGAUCGACACAGCUCUCCGCGUCGUGCCUACGCUUAUCGUAUAUGGUACUCCGUACGCAGAUCGUUACUGAUAGAGACGCAGCCGAGCCCCGACCAUCACAGGCGAAAACAUUCACGAUAUUUAGAUUGUAUUUUGUAUUUCUCCCGCGAGAACUUUUUAAAUAUAAAUGAAUAUAAUUACCCUAGUA
Molecule: messenger RNA, 1208 nt
Organism: Salvia miltiorrhiza (redroot sage)
Lineage: Eukaryota; Viridiplantae; Streptophyta; Magnoliopsida; Lamiales; Lamiaceae
Product: protease Do-like 5, chloroplastic
Exons: 8
Coding region: 102-1091 (329 amino acids)
Biological process (GO): proteolysis
Molecular function (GO): serine-type endopeptidase activity
Source: RefSeq, a predicted model, not a curated record